Messenger RNA from Lotus japonicus, 1557 nucleotides. RefSeq lists its product as uncharacterized. The record is from RefSeq and is a predicted model, not a curated record. Bases 1 to 1557 code for a protein of 518 amino acids. Lineage: Eukaryota; Viridiplantae; Streptophyta; Magnoliopsida; Fabales; Fabaceae. Gene Ontology annotation, molecular function: nucleic acid binding; zinc ion binding. The transcript is spliced from 2 exons.
AUGGCAAGUGGAGAAAACCACCGCUCUCAACGCCUAGAGAACGAACAACCAAAACGCAUCACAAAGAAAGUGCGUAUGGAUACCCCAAACGAGGAAGACGACGCUGUAAUGGAUCAACACAUUGAGGAUGUGGAAACGCUAGAGAAAACAGAGAAGGAUACUGAAAUGCCAUACCCAGCAAAACUCUCAUACAAGGAGAAACUCAUUGCUGGAGAACAAGCUAGACCAAUCUUCUCACCGCAAGAAAUCAUCGACCUGGUGAGGGAUGAACUGGUGGUGGGAAAUCCGGAAACUGAAGAACCAAAAACGGACAGAGGAGCUUUCAAUCCGAAACCAGUAGUGCCUAUCUCUCUCGAAGAAUACGAGGAAUGGUGCAGGCCCUGGAAAUACUCUCUUGUCAUUAAGCUCCUAGGCAAGAGGAUAGGCUUCAAAUGGAUGAACCAGCGAAUCCACCAUUUCUGGGCUCGCGAAGGCGACCUGAAAGUCAUCGACCUCACUGAUGACUACUUCCUGGUGAGAUUUGUUUCUGAAAAGGACUACCUGUACGCCCUAUUUGAAGGCCCCUGGAGAAUCGCUGAUCACUAUCUCUUGGUUCAAAGAUGGCGACCAAUGUUCAAGCCGGGGGAUGAUGAAGUCCGAAAAAUUGCUGUAUGGGUUCGCUUCCCCAAAUUACCUCAAGAACUGUAUAAUGAGACCUUUCUGUGGAGAGCAGGAUCUAUGCUUGCUCUGGGAACAGAAUGCAACGUCGAAUACGAGGGACUCCAUUUUAUUUGCUUUGAAUGUGGUAGGUAUGGCCACAAGAAGGAAUACUGCCCUGAACUCAUUGCCCCACUUUCUUGUCCCCCAGAACCUGUCGCCACAAAGACAACACCAACAAACCUUGAUGCUAAUCAAAACCCAGGAAUUGUUCAUGAGGAAACCCCUAGUGCAGAGACUCAAAGCUGCUUUGGACCUUGGAUGAUGGCCAAGAGACAACCCAAAAGGAAACCUCCCAAGGCCAGUAAUCAAGGGACAAUCCUCAGGGAGAAUGGGACCAGAUUUGAUGUUCUUUCAAGGGAACCAGAAAGUAAUGAGAAAACCCAAGAUAUGCAGCAUAAGCAGAGCACAGGAAACCAGGAGAGCAGGAGAGGCAAACAACAACAGGGAGCUACAAUUAAGCAAGCAAAACCAACAAAUAAAGGAAGGACUGCUAAAUCUGCAAACAAUCCUAAGCAGAACAAGGAAAACUCUCCCCCGACCACCUCAAUGCAGGUAGACAGAAUAGAAAAAGAACAAAUGAAGAUAACCCCUGAUGAACCUGUGGGAGCACAAACCAAAGAGUGGCCACAAUCCCUGAUGAAACUCCAAGUAAAUCUAGGGGAUAAGUUCCAUGAUGUGGCCUGCAAAGCAAAUGACCCACAAGAACAAUCCUAUGACCCACAUGAGGAAGAACUAAGAAUGAUGUAUGCCCUACUCCAGAAGAAGGGGGUGAAGGAUCUGAAUUCCCUACAAAGGUUGUAUGAUGCAUCUCUGAAUGAGACAGUGUUGAUGGAGGUCAACAGGCCACCGCCUCCAUAG